Molecule: messenger RNA, 976 nt
Organism: Carlito syrichta (Philippine tarsier)
Lineage: Eukaryota; Metazoa; Chordata; Mammalia; Primates; Tarsiidae
Gene: PAFAH1B3
Product: platelet activating factor acetylhydrolase 1b catalytic subunit 3
Exons: 5
Coding region: 288-938 (216 amino acids)
Source: RefSeq, a predicted model, not a curated record
CGCCGCCCGUGAGUCCGUGGCCCCGGCGGGAAGCGCCGGACGAGCCCACUGAGCGGCCGCCGCGGGGGAGCGAGGGUUCCAAACUCCACCUCCUCCCUAAGUGAAGGUUUCCGUCCCUGGAGAGGAGGCGGUGCCCCAAAUCAGCCUUCGUCUCCUGCCGGAGUGGGAACGUCGGGACGGUCCUUUGUUGCCGCGAGGAGUAGGAGUGGGCGUGGCGGAGCCGCCUCCUCCCGGAGCUCUCCCAGGCCUGCCUCGCCGGCUCAUCCUGCAGGAGCCACGGCGCCAAAAUGAGCGAGGGGAACCCAGCCAGCCGGCCCACGCCGGUGCAGGACGUGCAGGGCGACGGGCGCUGGAUGUCUCUGCACCAUCGGUUCGUGGCAGACAGCAAAGACAAGGAGCCCGAAGUCGUCUUCAUCGGGGACUCCUUGGUCCAGCUAAUGCACCAGUGCGAGAUCUGGCGGGAACUCUUCUCUCCUCUGCACGCACUUAACUUUGGCAUUGGUGGUGACAGCACACAGCAUGUAUUAUGGCGGCUGGAGAAUGGGGAGCUGGAACACAUCCGGCCCAAGAUUGUGGUGGUCUGGGUAGGCACCAAUAACCACGGACACACAGCAGAGCAGGUGACUGGUGGCAUCAAGGCCAUUGUGCAACUGGGCUUGCUUCCACGGGGCCAGCAUCCUAAUCCACUUCGGGAGAAGAACCGACGGGUGAAUGAGCUGGUACGGGCAGCAUUGGCUAGCCACCCUCGGGCCCACUUCCUGGAUGCUGAUCCUGGCUUUGUGCACUCAGAUGGCACCAUAAGCCACCAUGACAUGUAUGAUUACCUGCAUCUGAGCCGCCUGGGCUACACACCCGUCUGCCGGGCCCUGCACUCCCUGCUUCUGCGCCUGCUGGCCCAAGACCAGGGUCAAGGUGUUCUGCCAGAGCCCACACCCUAAGCAUCCUGCCUUCCCACAUUAAAUUCUCCUUCCUUGGU